AGCAUUCCUGGCAAGUGUGGACGCAAAACAUUUCCAGUUGAUGCUCGCUUCAAGUGUUAAAAAUGUCUUUCAAAGACCUCCGUAACUUUACAGAGAUGAUGAGAGCCCUAGGAUAUCAUAGACUAAUCUCUAUGGAAAACUUCCGCACACCAAAUUUCCCUCUGGUAGCCGAGGUGUUGAAAUGGCUGGUCAAAAGAUAUGACCCGAAUGCUGACAUUCCCACCGAUGUGGACACAGAACAAGACAGAGUUCUCUUCAUAAAAUCUGUGGCACAAUUCAUGGCUACAAAAGCCAAUAUUAAGCUGAACACAAAGAAACUGUACCAGGCUGAUGGGUAUGCUGUGAAGGAACUUCUCAAGGUGACCUCUGUGCUGUACAAUGCCAUGAAGACCAAUGUGAUGGGGUCCCUGGACAGCCUAGAUGAUGAGGACAGCACUCCUGUGUCUUUUGAUAUCUCAUCAAGGAUAAUGGAACUCAAAGAAGCGAGACGACUGGCCUCAGAAAUUGUUACAAAAGGGGCAGGCCUAUAUGACAUGUUGGGAAGAGAAGUGGAACUUCGGGAGAUACGGUCGACAGUCAUAGCCAGACCCCUGGAGAUUGAGGAGGUGGAGAGAGGGCUGAUGGCUUCACUAAAGGAAGUGGAGAAUGAAAUUCAGAAGACCAUGAAUAUGCUGGAUAAUGUAGCCUCUGAUGAAGUCAACUUGGAUGCCAAAAUAGAUAAGAAGAACAACGAGUUGGAAAGAAAUCAGAAGCGAUUGCAAACACUUCAAAGUGUCAGGCCUGCCUACAUGGAUGAAUAUGAAAAGUUAGAGGUGGAUUUACAGAAACUCUAUGAGAUUUACCUGAUAAAGUUUAGAAACUUGGCUUACCUGGAACAUCAGUUGGAGGAUUAUCACAGAUCAGAACAGGAUAAACUAGAGGAAACUGAAGCAGCUCUAAAAUUAAUGGCUGAUAAGCUGAAGAUGGAAGAAAAUAAGUCACAAGAAGAUCAAAUAGACUUUGACGAUGAAUUUGGAGGACUUGUAGCUGAGGAUGAUGAUGAUGGAGCAUCAGAGUCAGAAGAAGAGCGUAUACCACGCCGACGAGACCGACCCAUCCACCAUCGUACACGGCCCGAAAUGACUGGGAUGGUGGGACGAGACAAACCAAGAGUGGUUGGUUCCAUGACAGCUGGGCUCAGCGAUGAUGAUGAUGAGAGCGGAAGCGAUGAGUCUGGCUCAGACAUUGGCCUGGAUGAUAAUGACUUAGACGUUGAGGAUGAUGGUGGCAGUGAUGAAGAAGUGGAGAUGACACACAACAUCCAUGGACGACCACCUCCACGACGCAGUGAUCUGGAUGACAGCGACAAUGACUUCUGAGCCACAGACAUUUUAUCAUCAGGGAAUUCCACAUACCUGAUACAAUAAUUGUAUAUACGUUAUACCUUCAAAAUUUCUACAUUCCGUCCAAUAGAAGUAUAUGAGUAUACAGCACUCAGCUUUCCUGGAUCUCUGCCAUAUGUUUCUGCAUCAAUUAAUCAAGCUCAUUUAAUUUUCUUCAGAUUAGGUUGUCCAGUAUUCAAUCAGCUGUUCCCUUUGAAUGUUUCAAAUGGGUCGCUGUUUUUCAGAAAUGUAGUUACAAUACAGUUUGUUACUUGCAUGUCAUUACAGGACAUGCUGAAUAUGUAAAUUGUUUCAUUUCAAAUAUUUGUUGAUGUUCAGUAGGGUUAAUUACAUCUAUUUUACACCUUUGUAUCAAACAUUUGUGUAGAGAUCUGUAUGCUAAAAUAAUGUCAUCUGUGUCUCAU
Molecule: messenger RNA, 1786 nt
Organism: Liolophura sinensis
Lineage: Eukaryota; Metazoa; Mollusca; Polyplacophora; Chitonida; Chitonidae
Product: clusterin-associated protein 1-like
Exons: 12
Coding region: 63-1358 (431 amino acids)
Biological process (GO): cilium assembly
Cellular component (GO): microtubule organizing center; intraciliary transport particle B; cilium
Source: RefSeq, a predicted model, not a curated record